UCGAAAACUUAUGCAUAAUUCUGACUAAGUUCAAAAACGGUUUAAAAUCGUGGAGUGUAACCGCAUUCUACGGGUUAAUCUAACUUUAGAACAAUAAUAAUGUGUUGGACAGUAACGUAAUUUUAUUUUUUUGAGUGGUUGAGGACGAAUAAUGCCAGUUUAUUGGUAUUAAUAGUUAUAUAAAGAUGGAUUCCAGACUAUAUAGCUAAUGCAGGAGCCUCCAAAUGGCUUUCUAAGCACUCCAACUUUUGGAAAGCGCCACAGCCAAGCAAUCAUCUUGUGUAUAAUGAUGUUCCUAGCCUUUGCGAUAAGAGUAUCAUUCUCUGUAGCUAUUGUGGCUAUGACAACACCGUCAGCCAACAGGAAUCCAAAUAUACCAACGUACCCUGAAUGGAAGGAUAAAAGUGUUGCAUUAUCAGCAUUUUUUUGGGGAUACAUAAUACCACAACUGUUUGCUGGGUGGAUAGCAGUACAAUAUGGUCCAAAAUGGUUCUUGAUCGGUUGUAUGGCUGUAUGUGGCGGCAUGUGUAUAGUCCUACCGGGUAUGGCAGCUUUAGUAGGGUCUAUGGGUGUAAUGGCCAGUAGAGCUAUACAGGGAUUCUGUCAAGGAUUUAUAGUUCCUUGCGUCCAUUGUGCCAUAAGUCGUUGGGUACCACCUGCAGAAAGAUCUAGAUUAGCAACAAUAGUAUAUUCUGCUGGUCCUCUUGGCACAGUUACUGGUAUGUUGCUAACUGGUGUGAUAUCAGCAAGUAAUCUUGGCUGGCCUAUGGUGUUCUAUCUCUUUGGAUCAGCAUCAAUUCUAUGGGCCAUCUUCAGUGCAUACUUUAGUGCAAACAGUCCGUCAACGCAUCCGAACAUAAGCGAAGGAGAAAGAUAUUUUAUAGAGAGCAGUUUAGGACAAUCUGUAGAUAAGCCGAAACCGAAAACACCUUGGAAAGCAAUUUGCACAUCUGUACCAGUGUGGGCCAUCCUUGUCGGUCACUGCGGUAACAAUUGGGGCUACUGGACAUUGAUGACUGAAAUACCAACUUAUAUGAGCAAAGUAAUGAACUUCGAUAUUAAAGAGAACAGUGUUCUAUCGGCGCUACCGUACUUGGUCAUGUGGAUUUUAAAUUUCUUCAUUGGCUUUGCUUCUGAUGCUUUAAUAAAUAGAAAAGUUCUAACAGUGGGCCAUGCGAGGAAGUUAUUUAAUUCAAUAGGAUUGCUCAUACCAGCAUUAUCUCUAUUCUUUCUGGGUGUAACGCCGGGAAAUGAACCAGUAAGGGCAGUAACUUUACUCGUUAUAGCUGUCGGAUUCGGUUCUGGAGUUUACUGCGGUUUCAACGUUAACCACGUGGAUAUAUCACCUAUCCAUGCAGGGACAUUGAUGGGCAUCACCAAUACCAUAGCAAAUAUAACUGGAAUAUUUGCACCUUUAAUGGUGCAGAUUAUAGUAACAGAUGAGACUGAUGCUACUCAAUGGAAGAUAAUAUUUUUCAUCACAGCUAUCAUAAACGUUGCCACCGGUUUAUUUUCCAAUUUCUUUGCAUCCGGAGAAGUUCAAAAAUGGAAUGACAGUCCAUAACGAUUGAGGUAUUGUGAAAUUCCAAAUUAAGAAGAAGAGAAAAUACGAUUUCCACAGAGCGAUAUCCAAGAAAAUGGCAUUAAAAACAAUCUACGAAAAAACAAAAGAUGAAACGCAAUAAUAACAACGUCAAUAUAGGUAUUCUCUCACCGCACAAACUUUCCAUAGGUUUAAAGAUAGAGAAUUGUAACGAAAAUGUAUGUCCCAAAGGUGACAA
Molecule: messenger RNA, 1781 nt
Organism: Sitophilus oryzae (rice weevil)
Lineage: Eukaryota; Metazoa; Arthropoda; Insecta; Coleoptera; Curculionidae
Product: putative inorganic phosphate cotransporter
Exons: 10
Coding region: 209-1564 (451 amino acids)
Biological process (GO): transmembrane transport; monoatomic anion transport
Cellular component (GO): plasma membrane
Molecular function (GO): transmembrane transporter activity
Source: RefSeq, a predicted model, not a curated record